This is a messenger RNA of Psylliodes chrysocephalus, 1331 nucleotides long. NCBI's taxonomy places the organism in Eukaryota, Metazoa, Arthropoda, Insecta, Coleoptera, Chrysomelidae. The record is from the annotation of a GenBank genome assembly.
UGUAUGUCAAUGUCAUUUAUUUGUUUAUUAUUGUUUAUGGCUUUUUAAAAGUAGAAAGUUACGUAAAGAUAAAAAAGAUGAGUGAAAUUAAAACUUUAACAUAGAUUAUAUAUUUAUCUCUAUAAAAUGUAGUACUUUUUAUUACUGUUAAAAAUGGAAGUCUCUUUAGAAAUUACAAAUAAUGGAUGAAAAUUCGGCUUUAUGUUGUUGCGAAUAUUACGAUAAUAAUUACGAAAGGAAUCACAUUUUAGCUUGUUGUUGUAACUGCGAGGACUUGGAUGAGGCCUUCGAAAGUUUGAUUACCAGGCAUGCAGUAUCUCAAAGAAACAAGCAAGGCUUAAUUAUGACUCUUCAAGAUCGGCUUAGAGUCCCCUGGAAAGGUGGUGCUAAACAAAUAGCUUUCGAUGCAAUUUUACCAGUAUUUAUACUACCUGUUAUGCUGCUCAUCGCUUCUAUAAGUCUUUGGUGGACAAUAUUUUCCUUUACCACAGUAGUAUUUUUUUUAAUACUAAUAUCGAACUUUUUAAUUAAAACAAUUCCAUAUACAAAGUUUUUCUUCAUGUGGACAUUGACAUCACUCAUCAUUUUGUAUAUUAUAUUUGAAUUUAUUGUAAUUCCUUUUUUGGAAAUUUUAUUGUGGGAAAAUAUCGCUUUAAGUGUACUUAUAUUUGGAUUUAUUAUGUGCAUAUAUGUCAUGAAAAAAAGAACUAAUAAACUGCCGAGAUUAGGCGAUUGUGAUGCUGAAAGUGGGUAUGUUGGAAAGGUAUGCUGUAAAUGGACCAAUUGCUCAUUAUGCCUAGUUAGAGUUCCUGAUAAGGACCAUCAUUGUGUUUGGUAUGACUGUUGUGUGGGAAAACAUAAUCAGUGCGUUUUCAUUUUAUCAUUAUUCUUUGCUAUAGGAGCGUUAGUCUAUAGCUCAAAUUUGACAUUAACUUCAGUAUGCCAUCCUUUUAAUCUGUACAAAUCUAUUCUGCUCCCGGAUGAUUGCUCUGAAGUUUAUAAAUUAUUUGAAUUAAGUUUCUCGUUUGUUUCCGCCAUCUACAGUAUCAUAAUUGCUCUACUGUUAUUAAUCCUUUUUGGGCAGCAAUUAUUGUUAGUGUCGCUGGGUUUGACAUUGAAGGAAUGGGCGCGACUGCCUUUGAGAACAAGAUUGUGCUUUGGAUUGACAGCUCACAGACCUAAUAGUAAAGGAUUCUUUAAAAAUUGGAAAGCUGUCAUUUGCUGGAAUAAAUUAUUACUGAAAUCAAACGUAUUAGAAGUUGACAGUAUGUAAUAAAUAUAUUUUACCUAUGAGAAAUUGUUCAAUUACUUAGCCUAUUGUAAUAUUAAAC